Rotaria socialis is the source of this 1947-nucleotide messenger RNA. The record is from the annotation of a GenBank genome assembly. Lineage: Eukaryota; Metazoa; Rotifera; Eurotatoria; Philodinida; Philodinidae.
AUGACAAUGAAACUAGAAUCUUUAUCCAACGAGGUACUCCUUGAUUUAUUCGAAUUACUCGAUGUAGUUAAUCUUCUACGUGCUUUUUCGGGUCUCAAUACUCGCUUUAAUUCUUUACUAGUUGGUGAUUUUCAAUCGUAUCGUGUCGAUCUUCGUUCGAUGUCUAAAGAAGAUUUUUAUAUUUUCUAUUCGACAUAUCUUCCAUCGAUAUUAAAUCGGAUAAUUUAUCUUCGCCUAUCCGACGAUGAGGACACGCCAUGCCAAUGCAGUCACUUUCAAUCGACUGCUUUUACAUUAAACCGAUUUAUUCGUCUUCGUUCAUUAAUAUUCAACAGCUUUAGUACGGACGUGAAUAUUAAUCAAGAGUUUUUUGCCGGCCUACAUCACCUUCAUAAUCUAACACGUUUGAAAUUCGUCGAUUGCCGAUUGUAUCAUCUUCACUUGGAAGAUUUUCGAGAUGUAAUUGAUCAAAUUUGGAAUCUACCGAAGCUAUCUCGUUUAUAUUGGCAUAUCAGUUUUAAAUGCUCACGUCGAUUUUCUCUUCCUAAGUAUACUUCACGAUCGUUACGAUACUUAACAAUUGUCAACUAUAAUUACGAUUCGUACGACUUUGCCUGUUUAUUAGAAAAAACACCGUACUUACGAAAAUUUUCCAUGCUAUCGGAUGAUUAUGGAGAUCAGGAUAUACGCAUUAGUCGUAAUUUUUUACCAUCAUCUCACACUUCAUCCAUUCGAGAGCUGACUCUAUUUUCAAUGCGUUCACAAGCUCUGAUGACUAGUUUAUUUCAAUUUUUACCUCAUGUUACUCAUCUAAAGAUCGAAAUAUUUUCUAUCGAUUUAGAUGGACACCAAUGGAAAAAGAUGAUUGUUAACUACUUACCUCAACUUAAAGAUUUACAAUUUAAGAUAGACUUGGAUCUUUGUCGUUCGAUUGAUGAUUCAACAAAUGAAGACAAAAUUGAUCAAUAUCUAUCUACAUAUCGUACAUCGUUUUGGAUCGAACAUCAUCAAUGGUUUAUUCGAUGUCAUUGGUAUCAAUCGAAUGGAUUUCUUCGAAUUUGUGUUUAUUCAUUACCAUNACAAUUUAAGAUAGAUUUGGAUCUUUGUCGUUCGAUUGAUGAUUCAACAAAUGAAGACAAAGUUGAUCAAUAUCUAUCUACAUAUCGUACAUCGUUUUGGAUCGAACAUCAUCAAUGGUUUAUUCGAUGUCAUUGGUAUCAAUCGAAUGGAUUUCUUCGAAUUUGUGUUUAUUCAUUACCAUAUGUAUUCUCUUAUUUUCCUCUUUUCGAUCGGAAUUUCAAUUUUCAUACAAAAUCGACUUGUUCACCUGAUAUGAAUCAUCCGUAUAAUUCUGUUCGUGACAUAGGUUAUGAACCAUGGAUGUUCCACGAUGAAGCAUUAUCUCAUAUUCAAAUGGUCAAUGUCGAAAAGUUAUCGCUUCGACUUCCCAUUGACCAGCAAUUUUUCUCAAUUAUUCCCAAACUUGAAAAUCUGUUUUCACUUACUGUAGUGGUUCCAACUGAAAAUCAUCGAUUCCAAUUACAAACAAUACUUGACCGUGCGCCUCGUCUAUUUUCACUUUCAUUUAACUAUUCCAUCGCUUCAGUAAUGCCACCCUAUCGAUAUACAGGCUCAUCAAUACGUCGACUUGAUUUAUUAGGCUAUGAUCCAUGGCGUUGUCGUCAUCGGUAUGAUAGUAAAAAAUGCAUGGAAUUAAGCCAAUCACCAUUGGGUAUUCAAUGUCGAAUACUAGCCAUUGAAGUAGAAGAACCAAAAUGUAUUGUGCAAUUAAUUUAUACGAUGAUAAAUCUUCGAACAUUAAAUGUUUCCUAUGAAAAUGAUGACUGCACCAAUGAAUAUGAUCUUGUCAAAGUCUUACAGCAUUGCUUACCGUCAACAUGGAGUAUUACCAGAGCUUCUUAUGGACGUAUCAUUCUUCAAUCAUGA